Molecule: messenger RNA, 985 nt
Organism: Phanerochaete carnosa HHB-10118-sp
Lineage: Eukaryota; Fungi; Basidiomycota; Agaricomycetes; Polyporales; Phanerochaetaceae
Exons: 5
Coding region: 428-985 (185 amino acids)
Source: RefSeq, a predicted model, not a curated record
GGCCAUGGUGCCCGGACGUGGUCGUAAGUUGGACUGCCCGAGUCUACAAAUCUAAACUAGUCAGACGUGAUGCGCAUAAUGAUUCGCAGCUAGAACGGCUCUCAGGUACCAUAUUUUUAUUUUUAUUUCCAUUUCUAACAUUCAGCGAGAGCCUUCCAUCUUGACAUAAUGUAGGAUCAAUGAGGUCGGCUCCGGCCCUAGGUCCGAUGAUUCCAACGCAUAGGCUGUUGACCUUCCAGAGCCGUUGCCAGCAAGCCUAGAUACAUAGGCAGAAGACGAGGCGGGGUUCCAUGGCCGUCGCCGCAUAACAGCAGUGACGCUUCAUAUGUCCUUGGCACGUUCGCCCAGGCAUAUAUAACGUGCCUGCGAUGGCCGUAUACCUCCAGCGUACUUCGCCUAGCGUUCGCAACCCACCAGCUCAUCUACCAUGUACGCCAUCCGAGCCAUCGUCGCCGCAGCGCUGCUGCUUCCGAGUGCCUUCGCCGCAGCCGUGCCCUCUGUCGAGUACUGCCAGAACCCUCGCGUUGUCAGUACCGAGUACAUUGGACGUGACAAGAACGUGCUCGUACAGCACACUGCUUGCGACACUGUUGCUGCGCCCCAAGUCGCCCAUGCCAUCGAGGCGAGGCAGAGCAACAACGUCUGUGGCACGCCCUUCAACACCUUUUGCUUCACUCCCUCCGGCGGAGGACCCGACCCUAACGACUGCCACGUCAUCACCGAUGCCUUGCUCUACGACAGCCAGAACGUUGGUGCUUUGUUCACGCUCGAUCCCGCGCAGAACACCUCCGUCAUCACAAUGACCUACCAGAGCUGCGAGAGCUUCAUGGUCAACCAGGACAGUGUCGCUCUGACAUACUGCCGAACUGACUGGGCUUCGAUCCUCGACAACCUCGCAUUUAAUUGUCAGGCUACGCAGAACGCGCACGGAGGACUCUCUGUCGCGACUAACCAGGAGUGGUUCAUCCAGGUCCAGCAUUCUUGA